Messenger RNA from Pelodiscus sinensis (Chinese soft-shelled turtle), 1980 nucleotides. NCBI's taxonomy places the organism in Eukaryota, Metazoa, Chordata, Testudines, Trionychidae. The record is from RefSeq and is a predicted model, not a curated record.
AUGGAUCGGGUGACCGAGACAGGGCCGGGAACCCCACCGCCCGAAGGGGCCCCGAAGGUAGUUUGCUAUCAGUGCGGCCAGGAGGGCCAUUACAAGAGGGACUGCACCCUGAUGGACUGCACCCUUGGGCAGAGGCACGCGGGAGGCCCGGACAGGAGGGCAGCAAGCGCGGCGCAGGUAAUUAAAAGGCUGUGGGUUAACGGGAACCCAGUGGAGGCCAUACUCGACUCGGGGUGCAGGCAGACCAUUGUCCGGAGGGACGUGAUACACCCGGUGCGGACCCGGGGCGCGCCUGUAGCCCUCUGGUGCGUCCACGGGGACAUCCACUACUACCCUACGACCUGGGUACGGAUAGGGGAUGGGGAGCUGGAAGGGGAAUGCGUAGUCGCCGUCGGCCCUAAAUUAGCAUACCCGCUCCUGCUGGGAUGGGAUUGGCCCGGCCUGAAACGAUUCCUGGGGCAGUGGAACAGUGGGAGGAAUCCCAGACCGGAGCCAGAAGCAGGGCAGGGGACCCUGGUAGCCCAAGGAGAGCAGGAUGGGGGGGGGGGGGCAGGCCAUUGGCCCGGCCUGAAGCAACUCCUGGGCCGGGGGGACAGGGGCCGGAACCCCGGACAAGAGCCCGAGGUGGGGCAAGGGACCCUGGUAGCCCAAGGAGAACAGGAGGGGGAAGAAGCGAUCCCAGGGGUGGCCCCGGCGGCUGAGGCAUCAGGGCAGACCCGACUCGACGUCGAGGAGGGGGACUUCCUUACACAACAGCGGGAAGAUCCUACCCUACGGGCAGCCUGGGAGCAGGUGCGCACUACGGGAGAAACUCCAGGAGAAGACCCGCCCAAGCAACCGGACGGACCUCGGUUCGAGGUAAGAGAUGACCGCCUUUAUCGAGUGUCUCCAGGGGAACUCCCAGGGGAGGAGAGAUGGCAGCUGCUGGUCCCGAGGCCGUACAGAUGGAAGGUCCUGGAGCUAGCGCAUGAACACCCGUGGGCCGGACACCUGGGCACGGAGAAAACCCAGCAGAAGGUACUCCAGAGAUUCUAUUGGCCCGGGGUGUACCAGGAAAUUAAAAAUUUCUGUAGCUCCUGCCCACAGUGCCAAAGAACGUCCGGGACCCAGGUCCCGCCGGCUCCCCUGGUUCCCCUGCCCGUGGUUGGGACCCCCUUUGAACGGGUGGCAUUGAACCUGGUAGGACCGCUCGAGAAAUCAGGGCGCGGGCACAGUUACAUCCUGGUCAUCGUGGACUAUGCCACCCGUUGCCCAGAGGCGGUGCCCCUGAAAAGAGCCACGGCCCCCGCCAUAGCAGAGGCAUUGGUCAAGUUAUUCUCAUGGGUCGGGCUGCCCAGAGAGUUACUGACGGAUCAGGGGACGAACUUAACUUCUAAGGUUAUGACGGAACUGUGUAAGGUCUUGCAGAUUAGGAAGCUCCGGACAUCGGUAUACCAUCCCCAGACCGACGGGCUUGUGGAGCGCUUCAACCGCACGCUGAAAUGGAUGCUCCGGAAGUUCUCACAGGACGACCCCCGGGAAUGGGAUAAGCUGCUCCUGGCACUGAAGUUCGCCGUCAGAGAGUUUCUUCUGUGUAUUUGAUUUAUGACAUUUUCCUUCUGCAUCAACUGCCAUCAUUGCCAGCAGACCCAACUGGCAAACAACACAAAAGAAGUUGAAGGAGCCAGCCCUGUGGCAUGCCUCUUUCUCCUCAGCCUUACAAAAGUACUUCCACAGAGGACCAAGAGCCACAGAUCUGCACAGAUGCGGGUAGGACAUGGCUGAUAGCUCUUCACCGGAUUCUCCUCGCCUAUGUUAUUUUGUAAGAGCUAUCAACAUCCUCCCCACCCCUGCCACGCCGAGCAGACAGGGAGCCAGUGAGAGUCAUGCCAAGGGACUGACAGGUGAAAGAGAACCAAUAUCCAUGUCAGGCUAAGAUCUGAACUCAGACUGAUAUCGUUGGGAAUUAAAAUACUUUGAUUAAACUUUCAUUUCUCUGUU